AAUUCCGAUUUUCGUGCAGCUCUUAGUCAAACCCACUGUUUUAAAACUAUCUAAUUAUUAUUUUAUAUCAAAUAAUGAGGAUAGGCUUAAAUACGAUAAUACUCUUUUUAAUUGUACUCUUUAUAUCUUAUGCAACGUGCUCUGAUUAUCAAGAGCCAAGUGUUCUUAUCUGCAUUUUAGUCCGUAAUAAGGAGCACAGUUUACCGUAUUUUUUAAAAUAUUUGGAAAAGUUAGAUUAUCCAAAAAGGCGAAUUUCAUUAUGGAUUCGGUCCGAUCACAAUAUCGAUUAUUCAAUAGAACUUUUGUCCAAUUGGAUAUCGAACCUUUCCCUAAUGAAUCAUCUCCACUUGACUGGACUGAAGAGAGGUUUAAACAUGUUAUGCAACUAAAACAAGAAGCUAUUGAUGUUGCUAGAAAUAAAUGGGCAGAUUUCUUCAUGGUUACUGAUGCGGAUGCUAUUUUAUCAAAUCCUAAUACGUUAAAAAUACUCAUAUCACAACAGAGAACCAUAGUUUCUCCAAUGCUGAAUAUUACAGGAUCCAAUACAUACAGUAAUUUUUGGUGUGGUAUGGACGAAAAUGGUUAUUAUCAAAGAACGCCGGAUUAUCUUCCGAUAUUAUUCAGACAUCACCAAGGUUGCUUUGAUGUUCCAAUGGUCCAUUCAGUUGUUUUAAUUGAUUUAAGAAGAAAAGAAAGCAAUUUUAUCAAUUUCCUACCAAAGAGAUUGGAUCUUUUUUCCGAUCAAAUUGAUGACAUUAUUUAUUUUGCACAAAAUAAUCAAAGGAACAGAAUUAAGAUGCAUAUUGUCAAUACUGACUACUUUGGAUGGAUGACUGCGCCACUCGACGCUCGUCAUCAGCUGACAACAGAGCGUCUCCGAUUUGAAGAAAUGCUACUUCAAGUGGCUGCUUACACAGACUCUCCUUUAGAAGGAUUAAGUUAUCUUGCUCCUGAACGAGGUCCAAGAGAGCUCUUAAAUUUCGAUAAAAUUUAUAUUAUCAAUCUAAAACGUCGUCCAGAUAGAAUGAAAAGAAUGAAAGCUUGCAUGGAUAUUCUUAAUAUAAAUUAUACUCGCAUUGAAGCAUUUGAUGGGAGGGAACUGUCUGAAAGCCGACUCAAGGAACUUGGUGUCCAAAUGUUAGAUGGAUACAAAGAUCCUUACGGAGAAAGACCAUUAACUUUAGGCGAAAUCGGUUGUUUUCUUUCCCAUUAUGUUAUUUGGAAGGAUAUUGUUGAAAAAGGAUACGAACGAGUAUUAAUAUUCGAGGAUGAUGUUAGAUUUAAGAACGGAUUUAAGCAGAAUCUUUUUAGAGCAAUUAAAGCAGCUGACAGUUUGUCGCAACCAUGGGAUUUAAUAUAUCUCGGCAGAAAGAGAUUACAAAAUGCCAAUGAAUAUACUGUAUCAGACGACAUACCAAACUUGGUUUGGGUCGACUACACGUAUUGGACAAUCAGCUAUGCUUUAUCAGAGUCUGGAGCCAGAAAAUUAAUUGGUCAAAACCCAUUAUCAAAGAUGAUAGCUGUUGACGAAUAUCUUCCUAUAAUGUAUGAUAAACACCCUAAUGAAGAGUGGAAGUCUCAUUUUGAGCCUCGCGACUUGGUAGCAUUAAGUGCAGAACCUUUACUGCUGGAACCAACUCACUACACAGGCGAAAUGGGUUAUAUAACAGACACAGAAAAUUCAAGAGUUGUUGAUGAUGAAGAACUCAAAGCCGAAACGCUGAAGGAGGAGGAAGAGCGCUUAGCUCAACAGACUAGGGGAGAAAAUACGAACGUAAGAGAUGCUUUAGGUUCAAAAUCACGUCUUUUUGGUGAUUUGUAACAGUGCUUUACAUUUAGUAGACAAGUGAAUUCUAUAAUAACUUUUUUUUUACAAAAAAUGUUCAAUAUUUUAGUUUUCCAGCAACAUUAAUACAAUUUAGCAGUAUUUUCUCAUAAGUUUUUAUUAAUGUGAUAUUUAUCAAUUUUUCCUUAUAUUUCAUCCUGACUAUCCUCUUUAAAAAUAUGUUUCUCAUCAAUAAACUGAAAUGAUGAACUCUCUUGGUACGAUAAAAAUUCUAUUUCGAUAUAGUGAUAACAAUUUCAUCAGUAAAAAAGUUUUUUUGGACAUGUUUGAAGGAUAACUUUGAGUAUUACUUGGGAGAAUGCUGUCGUGAACGCUUUCUAUCAUAACUUCUACUUCGAUCACGAUUCCCUUGGUUAUAGUCUCUUUUUCGCGUAUAGUCUCUUCGGUCAUCUCGUCGUUCACCUCCGUGAUAGUCUCUUCUUUCAUCUCGUCGUUCACCUCCGUGAUAGUCUCUUCUUUCAUCUCGUCGUUCACCUCCGUG
Messenger RNA from Dimorphilus gyrociliatus, 2327 nucleotides. The record is from the annotation of a GenBank genome assembly. Lineage: Eukaryota; Metazoa; Annelida; Polychaeta; Dinophilidae.